CAAACACUAAGUGCGAUCAAAUGUUGAUCGGCUUUCACAUAAUGUAGAGGAUCUUAGAGGAUUAUUCUCUGAUGGAAUAGGUAAUUACAAAAACAUCCUCGAGGACUGCUGUUAGUGAACCAGGGCCACAUAAGAUUCCUCCUAGGAUUAAGGAAAAUGUGAAAUACAGCAGUAUUCAGCAAGUGCCGCAUGAGAUUCCUCCUAGGAUUAAGGAAUAUGAGAAAUACAGCAAUAUUCAGCAAGGCAAACUCGUGUGGAUAUGCAAUUUCGAGCAAGCACCCAAAUCGUUAAAAGCCAUGAUAGAAAAUAUGUUUGCUCCAUGUAAACCAGCAUUCAAGAAACAGCAUCACAUGAUGGGGACUUAUCCGGGCAAAUCCUGCAAAUAUCAGAUAGAGUCUGAAUUAACAAAAACAGACAACACCGAUUGCUUCAUUUGCAUAGUUUCCUCGUACGGCAAUUAUUACAAUAUUUGCUAUGAAGGAAAACCGGAUCGGGACGAGGAAAGUAUCAGUACACUGGUAGAUAUUGACAACAACCUUCCGGGCAUCAAUGCGAAGCUGGAAAACAAGCCGAAGAUUUUGAUUCUCGAUUUGUACCAGAAAGGUCAAAAAAAAGUUUGAGCGACAGUGACGUGUUCAAAGUCCACAAGGACUGGCUGAUUGUCUUGGUCAGGCAUGAAGAGAGUACGUUCUUCAUAGAAACAUUGAAGAACGAAAUUGGUGAAAUGCAUGACAAACUCGACCUUGUUUCAAUACUAGAAAGAGUCAGAUGUAGAAAUGAAAAAAUGAAAAUAAUCCAUCGGAUGCCACGAAAGUUCUUCUUAAGCGAUGAAUUGGAGUCGAUAGAAACAAAUAAUAUGUCAUAUUUCGACAUAAAUGGGAUCAUUAGAUGUUGUUUCUUCGGAAGCAAGCAUUUUGACGAUGCAGAUGCAGAUGAUUUGCACGGAAUUGAAAAGGACAGAGCACAUGUUCAUGAAAUGAGCAAUGAAUUUGUUUACACUUCAUACCCACUGGAUAAUGACCGAAAAGCGAAAGAGGCUUUCAAAUUUCAGUUGACAAAAAAAGAGGAUACUGGGUGCCAUAUGUUUGUAUUUUCGUCGCAUGGCGAUUCCGAAGGGCUUUUCACAUCGCAAACAGAUAACAAAGUAAAGUUCAUUGAUUUGAUAAAGAUAGUGCGUGCAUUGGAGAAGAACCUUCCAGUUGUACUCGUUUUUGAUUGCUGUAGGAUUGAAAACAAAGGUUAUUUUGGAAAAAGUUUGAGCGUUUCGAAUAAACUACUGCAAAUGAGAAACAUCAUAGUUGUAUACGCAGCUGUCGAGGGCUACACGUCGACCAUGUUUGAAACAACUGGUUCCGUUUUAAUCAAAACGAUGUUCGAAGUCAUCGAAAAACAUCGACUUAAAUCCGACUUCCUAACAAUGAUGGAAUGUGUUAACAGAACGAUUUGCGAGCCGUGCGAGAAUGACUAUACUGGUUGGAACCUACAGACUUGUGUUGAAAUAGACAGUCAGCUGGAAAAGAAGCUUUUCCUUUUCGAAACGGAAACAGCGACCAUCAAUGCAAAUGAACAAGAACAAAAGGAAACGGAGACGGUCGCCUUCUAUGCACAGGCAACAGGACAACAAGAAACUAAGGCUCAAGCACCAGGACUAAACAAACCUAGACAAGAAGAUGAACCUAUCAAUAUAGGAGUGCAAGGUUUGGUCAUGCAACCAGGGCAGAUAAAAAGGAGGCGUUCAGUUUGAAUAGCAAUACCUAUUUUUGUUGUUGUUUUCAUAUCUCCAGACGUGUUUUAAACAGUGUUAUCAAGAUUGAACAAAAGUGUGUAAAUUGUUGAUUGAUAGUGAUGUCCUGUAACUAAAUUUAUAUUGCUUCACUCCGUACAUGAUUCACAAUUUAAAUAAGAAAUACAUUUACAACGUAUGUUUCCGAUAAAAAUGAAUCUAUAUGCAGAACUACCAGUUUGAGGACAAAAGCUACCAAAUGCAUGAUUGCAACAGCAUUAAUUGCAAUAGAACACUAAAAAACAGUUUUGAAUUCACGGUUUUUAUAUGUAUAACGUAUAACAACGUUAUCGCAUAACAUUAACAAUAAAUUAGUUUUGCCUUAAUCGUGUGCGUACGCUCUAACAUUAUGAAAUGUACGUAUUGUAAUACAUUAUCAUUUAUGUCACUUGAAUGUUAUUUUAAAUUUUUAUUUUGUUGUUGAUUUUUGCAGCAUUUACAAUGGACACUCAAUGUGUAAUGCAACUGACACUCGUGGUUAAAUCUACGACCAUUGUUUCCUAAUGCUGAAUGUUUCAGACUGUGUUUUCAUGCAUCGAUUAUAUAGCAAGAAUACUAUUUUUUUAAACUAUAUAUAUACUCAAGACAUUUGAUACGAUAUGUUUUUAUAUAUAUUAGCAUAUGUAAUUACCAAAACCUACGUUUAAAUCUACGAUCAUUGUUUUCUAUGCUGAAUGUUACAGGCUGUUUUUUCAUGCAUCGAUUAUAUAGCCAGAAUACUAUUUUAAAACUAUAUACAUAAUCAAGACAUUUGAUACGUUAUGUUUAUAUAUAUGUAUUAUUAUAUGUAAUCACCAAAACUGAAACACUGCAGUACAGCAUACUCGUGCGUACACGUAACGAAUGCAAUACUAAUGUUAAUAUCCCAUGAACAUCGGGUUAUACUAGAAAUCAUCACAAAACAUUGUUUAUAUCAGGACACACAGUCCUACCUUUUUGUUUUUCUGUAGAAUUCUAAUUACACGUAUUAUAUUGAUUAUUAAACACGGUAAUAACAAAUAAAGAAAAUAUAUAACAUAAACGAAGUAGUGUUUCAUUUAUGUUGAGGUCAUAAACAUUAGCUAUAUUGUUCAUAUGAUAUUCUUUGUACGUAAAUAAUCAUUACAUUUAAUGCCACAAUUUGUUUUCUUCGAUUGAAUUGGGCCUGCCAAAAUAGGAGCGAGGAGCGAACAUGUAAUGAUAUAUAUAUUUUGCCAGUUGAGCCUACAAUACUUAUAUCUUUCAUCUCAAAGUACAAUAGUAGUCUUAAAUCGCUGUUUGCUAAUCGUAUUCCCGAUCUUUAUGACGAUGUUUUAAAGAAAAUUCGUAAAAUUAAAAUGUUACCAGGAGGUUGUUGGGCAGAUAGACUCAAUUAACUACUUGGACUUUAUUUAAACCUUGGAUAUAAUGGCAAUAUUUUGAAGAGCACUUGCCUUCUAGUUUUUGAAGAUGAAUUUCUGAAACAAAAUAUAGGGUUGAAUCCUUAUAUAACAAAUUCUCAGUCCUUUGAUUUUAUGAAGAUUUUGCUAAUUUGCUAAUUAAUGUUAUCUUUAAAACCUUUUAUGUCUGACUCGGAGUGUUUUGGCAUGUGACUUCAUUUUCUUCAAAUAUUUUACAUUUUCAAAUCAUUUGGAAGAAAAGAUAAGAUAAUGCAUGUCGUUUUUAUUUUUAAUAAUGUUUUCUGUAUUUGUUUCAAGUUUUUGUACAAUGAUGCUUUUUAUUAUGAAACUCUACGAUCACACAGUUUAAAACCUUUUAAUAAGGCAGUGUGUGUGAUGUUCAUAGUUUCAAACAAUCACUUCGGGUUAUCUUUGAAAAGUUUUUGCAUUUGGUGCUCUGAAUUGUAGAUCUCUAAUCAUAGAAGGACUUGGGGUUUACCUAUAAGUUUAUUAUUAUUUGUUUUAUUGUUAAGUUUCCUUAAGUUAAUGCAUACUUUGAUAAGAUUUACCUUUUGCGUUUUAUCUCUAUUAAGGAUUGUCGGGAUAAAAGUGAGGCUUGUGUACAUAAACUGGUUUAAACCCCCAGUAAAUUUACAUUUUACUGACCGUUCCAAAGCGGUACCUAACAAUGCUUGAUAAACAUAUCUAGUAUUUUUAUAUAGUAUGUAUGCACUGUGCUGCUUGUGGAGUUUUGUGCUGUUCGUCCAUGUUUCUAGUUUGUGAUUUUAUGUUAUAUGUCUUUGGCGUUUACCUAGUGCCAAUAAACCGGGUUUUUGUUUAAACGUUUUUCUACUGAGCUUGUUUCUGUAGCUGUUCGCAUAGAUAUGUAUUUGAAAAAUUAUGAAUUGUUGUACAAUAAGAUAUUUUAUUGAUAUUUGGAUUAAUACUUCAUAUUUGGGUUCGGUGAAUCCGACAAUAUAUACAAUUGCUGUGUCCUUAAGAGUUUAACAUUUUUAUUCUAUGUGUUGUUUAAUAUAAAAAUACCGACAUAUCACGAACGUGCUUAUUUAAUGGAAGGACUGAAACAAAAUCUUUAAUGAUAGAUGCAUAAAUCUCAGAAGGUCAUAUCCCGUGUUUAGUUACACACAAGCUGUGUGAUCAUUGAUCGAACGAAUUGGCAUUUUACUAUUUUCAUAAAUCAACGUUAAAAUGAAAAAAAAUGAAACUUAAACUCAUUUAAUCAUGUUUGAUUACUUUUUACUCUGUUUGGCAGUAAGAUGAUGCUUUCUAUCGUUUAUUAUUUGGCUGAUUAUUACAUUGAUUUGAUCUUAAUAUAUACUAGAUUUUAUAUAAUUAUGAUGGUGUGUGUUUUGGUAGAAAAUGUAGUGAACUAUAUACCUAAUAAAACCUACAUCUAGUA
This is a messenger RNA of Mya arenaria, 4561 nucleotides long. RefSeq lists its product as uncharacterized. Bases 725 to 1744 code for a protein of 339 amino acids. Gene Ontology annotation, biological process: proteolysis. The transcript has 20 exons. The record is from RefSeq and is a predicted model, not a curated record. Gene Ontology annotation, molecular function: cysteine-type endopeptidase activity. Lineage: Eukaryota; Metazoa; Mollusca; Bivalvia; Myida; Myidae.